AUGAGCGGCACCGACUCCAAGGCGGCCGAUCCGGACCAGAGGGCGUCGAUGAGGACAUCAAUGAGAUUGUCCAGGCUUGAGGGCGACGAUGAAGACUAUGAUUUGCAAGCAAUGGGCAUCUCGGACGGGUUUCGGCCAGCGGAUAUGGGCGUCUCGGAUGGAUUUCGACCAACGCAAAUGGGCGUCUCGGAUGGAUUUCGACCAAUGCAAAUGGGCGUCUCGGAUGGAUUUCGACCAACGCAAAUGGGCGUCUCGGAUGGCUUUCGACCUACGCAAAUGGGCGUCUCGGAUGGAUUUCGACCAACGCAAAUGGGCGUCUCGGAUGGCUUUCGACCAACGCAAAUGGGCGUCUCUGAUGGAUUUCGAUCAACGCAAGUGGGUAUCUCGGAUGGUUUUCGACCAACACCGAUGGGACCCUCAGAUGGUUUUCGACCAGCCGAUGUUGCACAGGACCACGCGAACCCGUCGAGCCCGUCUAACCCGGAACCACCGGCCGCCCAGGUCGCUCAACCUCUCUCCGCACGACCGUCGAGUAUUGGGAAACCUCCGCAUCGACCACGUGAAUCCUUCACAUUACGGCACGAUGGUGCGAUGGGAUCCAUGGACGACUCGAUAGCGGCGCGGGGAGUGAGCAUAGCCUCCGCGUCACAGAUUGCCCGGCCGGAAAGUCCGUAUCAAGGACCUUCAGGACCGUCUUUCCCGUACCAGAUGUAUCCGCAAAAUACUCGCCUCUCAAGGACGGCUAGUGUGGUGACCACGUCGACGGUCCCGAUUGCCGAGAGGAUAUACAAUGGGCCGCGCGGUCCAACGCACCCCUAUCAAAUGUAUCCUCAAAACACAGUGCCCGAGCCGGACGCCGAUCCCGACGAGGACAGGAUAACACCAGCACCAGCACCAGUACCAGCACCCAUCCCAGUCGGCUUUCCCGGCGCAGCAAACAAUUAUCAGAGGAGACUAGGGCCAGAGGGUGAAGAUGUGGCCGACAUUAUCGGCCCAGAUGGCCACACAGAACAGUUACCUCCCUACACCAGGUAUCCCGAUGAGGCUUAUGCGAGAAAAGUACAGGGUAUUGUACUACCUACACCAGCGGCGGCAGUGGCAGCAGCGCCUGCGUCAAUCCAACUCCAGGCAAUACCUGGCGCGGGCGGCAUCGGUCUUGCAACGCGAAACCCGGAAUUCGCAUCGACCGAGGACUUGAACAACGGCGCCCACUCACCAGUGUCCCGACAAUCCGUUAGGAGCUUUCACACGGAUACCAGUCAGCAUGACAUUAAUACAGCAGCCUUAGCGGUCGUUAAUGAAAAGAAGCCACCCCUUAAGAAAUGGCAAGUUGCGGCCAAAAGAAAGGUUUGGGGCGUCGUCCCGUGCUGGGCGUUUGGUCUGACAGCCGUUAUUGUUAUCAUGCUUGCUGUCGUCCUCGGUGCCAUUCUCGGCACCUUCUUCGGUAGGCCCAAAAGGGGUCACCAUAGCGACUCUUCCUCCCAGGCCACCAUGACUUACGACAUGACACCAUGGCCUACCGUACCGGCCGGUUUACCUCCAUUAGUGGAAGGGACGUUUGCCAUGCCCAUCAUGGUGACACGCAAUCCCGCGACAUGUUUCAACGACACGACACAAGCUCAGUCGUGGAACUGUAACAUCGUCUUUUCUCAGCUCAUGAUGACGAUCAAGGCCAUUGUGGAUGCCGACCCGACAGCGGCGUACUCCAUGAGCCUGUCAUUCAACCACUCGUACACCAUUGACAAUCAUGUGUACUCCUAUGGAAUGCAACCCCCUUUGUUCCAAGAUGCCAGACUCAUACUCGUCAACGAUACAUACGAAGUUUCUCGGGGCCCGGCUUGGGCAGUUGAGAUGCCAUAUGACAAGGUCGUCAUUAUCCCUGAACCCCUAUUCACAGCGGCCGCAUCCACAGCCUCGUCUGACUCGGUCAAACACCGUCGCAUGGGCGGCUUCAACGGUCCCGAUGGCGGUGACUUCAAGCGCAAGGGUGUCGCGAAGUCGGGAGAGAGGCCUUGGAUCUGCCACUGGGACGGCACGAUCCUCGAAACCUUUAUCUACGCUGCACAAAACAGCAGUCAUAAUCCCAUCACUACGAGCGGCGGCGGCGGCACUGGCACCAUUACAAGUGGCUCCCCCACUGCUACGCUUUUCUCGGAGCGUCCGAACAGUCAGUGGCCACCCUUUUCGGAUAGAAAGCAGGUAGUGGCCGCUACCUCGAUUGCGACAGAUCAAGUGACAGCUACUAGCACGACAGCGAGCUUAUCGGCGACCUUAACGACGGGCGGUUCGUCAUCUUCCACGACGAACUGGUUUGACAGCCCGAUGCCAACCGAUUUCAAGUCGGCCUACCCACGUGUUGUCAAAGUGGAGGAGCGCCGCGUUUCCGGCAAGCCCUCCGCGGAGCCUUGGUGCCGCCAGUAUGAGAUCUUGACAAACGGUUCGGCACAGCCUCUCAAAGACUCAGCAGGCAACUAUAUCGAGGUCCGUAUUGCGGAAGAGGAGCCUGCAUACGGUCCCAGCUCUUCGGAAUCGCGACGAAGCCUCGUAGAGCGGUACCUUGGUCAUCCCCUUGAGGAGAGGAGUGUGGGAAGCGACAUGAGCGAUUGCGGCUGUAUGUGGUGGUCCACCUGA
Pseudomassariella vexata is the source of this 2631-nucleotide messenger RNA. RefSeq lists its product as uncharacterized. The record is from RefSeq and is a predicted model, not a curated record. Lineage: Eukaryota; Fungi; Ascomycota; Sordariomycetes; Amphisphaeriales; Pseudomassariaceae. The transcript has 2 exons. Bases 1 to 2631 code for a protein of 876 amino acids.